GCAUAGGAAUGAUUUACGAGUUGGCCUCUUUCUUUGCUUGGCAGGCGUAUCUGAGCUGCAGGAGCGCACGCUGAUCGCAGUGAAGCCGGAUGGAGUCCAGAGGAGGUUGGUGGGAGACGUCAUCCAACGUUUCGAGAAACGGGGAUUUAAACUGGUGGGGCUCAAGUUACUCCAGGCCACCGAAGGGAUCCUGGCUGAACAUUACCACGAGCUGCGCCGGAAGCCGUUUUACCACGAUUUGCUUCAGUACAUGACUUCUGGGCCUGUCGUUGCCAUGGUGUGGGAAGGUUACAACGUUGUCAAGACUUCCAGGGCCAUGGUGGGAGAGACCAACCCGGCUGAAGCCAAGCCAGGCACUGUCCGCGGUGAUUUCAGUGUCCAUGUUAGCAGGUACAAGAUGAGUGGUGAUCAAGAGCCCAAGAUAUCUGAUUGGGGGCUUCUGUGUUCAAAUAAGAGCUAGUUUGGUGUCCUCAUUAAGGCACCAGGCUAGAA
Messenger RNA from Notechis scutatus (mainland tiger snake), 492 nucleotides. The record is from RefSeq and is a predicted model, not a curated record. NCBI's taxonomy places the organism in Eukaryota, Metazoa, Chordata, Lepidosauria, Squamata, Elapidae.